AUGAUCUAUGAUAGUUUGUUAACAUAACCAUUAAUAAAUGAUAAUUUAUUCACUUUUUAACCAAAAGGUAUAGAAUAAAUGAUUGUUUAUGAGAUGAAUAAUACUAAUAAAUAAAAGAUAUUCUUGUUAAGGGUGGAGAUGAUUGGUUUUUAUUUCCUUAAUAGCAUAUAAAAUCAAAACACCUGCUUAUAAAUAAAAAUGGCAUAAAUGUGAAUUUGAUAAGAACAAAUGAAAAUGGUGAGUUCAAAACUGAGAUUGAAUUUGGAAAUUAGUAUUUAACUGGAUGUAUGAGUCUUGAUGGGUAGUAUUUAAUAACUUAAGAUGUUAGUUCAUCUGAAAUUCAAAUUAGAAAAUAAAUUCAAAUUAGAAAAUAAAUUGAAAUAUGA
Messenger RNA from Paramecium primaurelia, 386 nucleotides. NCBI's taxonomy places the organism in Eukaryota, Ciliophora, Oligohymenophorea, Peniculida, Parameciidae. The record is from the annotation of a GenBank genome assembly.